Adineta ricciae is the source of this 243-nucleotide messenger RNA. Lineage: Eukaryota; Metazoa; Rotifera; Eurotatoria; Adinetida; Adinetidae. The record is from the annotation of a GenBank genome assembly.
AUGAUCAAUCGACACCAACUCAGAUAUGCUUACCUUUUCUUCUGGCUGUUUAUUGUCGAAAUUCAAGCUGGUGUCCUCGAUGACGCUAUAAUUAUAAAAAAUGCCAACACGACACCAAUCUUUUUUCGCUGGUCACAAGGAUUUGAAUUGAAUGGUCAACAAAUUCGCUGUGCCACAGAUCAAUCAUCAGAAGACCCUUCUAGUCGUUUUCUUGAAGCUUACCCGGAAACGAAAGGUUUGUAA